This is a messenger RNA of Hypoxylon trugodes, 2087 nucleotides long. RefSeq lists its product as uncharacterized. Lineage: Eukaryota; Fungi; Ascomycota; Sordariomycetes; Xylariales; Hypoxylaceae. Bases 1 to 1902 code for a protein of 633 amino acids. The record is from RefSeq and is a predicted model, not a curated record. The transcript is spliced from 4 exons.
AUGUUCGACGUCAUCUGGACCGAUCCUAAUAGGGAGCUCAUGGGCGAGAAGAUCCUGAGGAAAGAGCAAGAAGCGAGGGUGAAGGAAAACGAGAAAAGGCAAAGGUCGGAGGGUAGCCGUCAAUCCGUGUCUACCGAAGGCUCCACUUCCAGUGAUCGUGGCUUUGGUAUCUUCUCCGCUAGAAGCCGAAGGAGGACACCGACACCGUCUAAGUCUAAGGAUUCGAUCAAGGCGCCGAAGUUGUUGCCCGGUAACGCUAACAAAGUUAACCGCACGUCGGCGUAUUGUGUCAAGUCCUUACUACACCACCAAGAUGAAUCGGAAGUUACUGUUAAGCCUACCGAGAAAGGCCAUCUUCCCGUACAACUCCCAGAGACUUCUGACGCCUCGAGUUUAUCCUCACCAGAAUCCACCCUGUCGAAAUGGACACAGCCGUCUGCUGCUACGAACAGCACCGGGGUCGGUGCUUCGGUGACCAGCGGGACGACCACAUUGAAACAGGAACAUCUGAUCCAGUCUCUAGGACCAUCUUCUUUCGUCACUAAAACUACCGAAGUCACGUCUUCGCCUCGCGAUCCAGAGAAAGACAUCGACCAGUUGGUCUCCGAAGUCCACAUAUCCGCUGAUCGGACAAAGGCUUCAACACCUUCGACACCACCCAUUCCAGACUUACCCAAGGGAGUGAAUCCUUUAGCGUUUGACGACGCUGGGUCUAUAGCGGCUCCUUCCCGACUACUACGAACCCCGCCCCUUACCGAGCCUCGAAAUAAUGCUGUCAUAUACACCCCAGGCUGGAAUAGCAAUGAUAGAUUAGGCAACCCAGACGCUUGGAAACCUCCUCAUGAAUGGGACUGCAACCCAACGAAGGAAAAUGCGACUCCUCCAGGAGAAGAAAGGCUGCAUAAUUCGCUAGUGAGCGACGAUUCGGAUCAGUGCAUGUCACCGGGCUUAGUGGCGCUACAACGUGAACUCCGAAUGAUGGCUGCAGCCACCCCAGAGCUCAUGCUCGCUAACAUGGAAUCUAACAUGGGGCAUUCGCCGGACGCCACCGUUUACAAAGAAUUGGAGAUGACCAAGAAGCGUUGGAUGUUCUCCGCCCUACAACACGAGGGUUACACGCCGCUUGGGGAAUGCGCGGAUAGGAAUUCGGGAAGCUCAGAUUCGCCAAAACUUUCUAACCCUCCUAGGUUUCUAGCAUUCUACGAAACUCAAGCAUCUGCAUCGUAUCUUGCAGCUUUGCACCCGCAAGCCUCAAUUACUCACUUGUCACCAAAACCGAUAUCUCCGAAUCUGUUCCCAAAUGUAAAGCCGAUCCUUGUACCAGCAAUAUCUGCAUCUGCGGGCUCUCGUCCGCUCGCGCCACAACUAUAUACGGCCGUAACAUGUCUACCUAUGCCUGCAUUGUUUCCUUCGAGCGAGAUCCCCCUGCUCCUUCGUCAUAUCUACCGCUGUCUGGCCCCUGGUGGUGCUCUACAUCUGACUUUAAUUGACCCCCAACCGGUCUCAGCCUCGAUGGGUCCAAAGAUGCGACAGUGGUUAUUCGAAAACCUCUUGAUCCAGCUUGAAAAAAAGUGCCGUACGACAUAUCCCAGCGGCACGUUCCCAGCCUGGUUAGCUGUCGCAAAACUCCGCGGGUAUGGUAGCACUCUUACGACAGUCUCGGUGCGUGCUGUACAUGAAGGCGCUACUGCGACCGAGGAGACGAAGGAUCAAGCGUCCGUGGAGAGCGAACUCCGUUGCCUGACUGCGAGGAUGUUGUGGCAAGAAAUCUGGGGGAAGUUUGUCCAUGCAGAUCGAUGGUGGUGGGAAGAGGAAGACAUUGUCCAGGAGUGCAUUGAAAGGGGAACUUAUUGGCAAUAUUCUCACAUCGUGGCUGUCAAGAACAAAAGAGCAUCGACGUGAUAACCGAGAGGAGCCCCGCCCGUAGUGGGGCAAACCUAUCAGAACUUUUCUUUAAUCGAGACAUGCAAAAGGAGGGGAUCGCAUCAAAUCAUGGCACCGGCGUUCUGGAACGAAUUAUCAUGCUCUUAUACUACCCUUUUACCUAACCAAAGCCAGUCCUCAGAACAUGAAAUACGCAAAAUCGC